This is a messenger RNA of Ogataea haglerorum, 783 nucleotides long. RefSeq lists its product as uncharacterized. Lineage: Eukaryota; Fungi; Ascomycota; Pichiomycetes; Pichiales; Pichiaceae. The coding region runs from base 1 to 783 and encodes 260 amino acids. Gene Ontology annotation, biological process: tripeptide transport; allantoate transport; dipeptide transport. The record is from RefSeq and is a predicted model, not a curated record. Gene Ontology annotation, molecular function: allantoate transmembrane transporter activity; dipeptide transmembrane transporter activity. Gene Ontology annotation, cellular component: plasma membrane. The transcript has a single exon.
AUGGAGGAUAAGAAACGUCUAGUUGAACGCCUGAGAGGAAACCAGCAAGGAUUUGGCUCGAAGCGUAUUAAGAAGAACCAAAUUAAGGAAGCGCUUACCGAUGUGGUUACCUCGUACUAUUUCUUGUACGGUGUUUCCUCCGACAUUCCAUCUGGAUCUCUUGGCUUGUUUGGAUCUAUUCUUUUGAAUGAUGAUUUCAAAUUUUCAAAGAAGAAGUCUCUGCUGAUGAAACUGCCUUCGGGAGCUGUCAUUUUCCCAGGAAACCCGCUCUUUGUAUGGGCAUGUCUAAAGAUUUGGAAGUCACGGAUGUUUGUCUCCGUGUUCUCUACCAUUAUCUGUAUCGUUGCGGCCUGUAUGCUUGCCUGGCCUAACGGAAACAAAAAAGUCGGUCUGGCUGGAUACUACUUGCAAGAGUUCUCUCCCAUCAGUAUGAUUCAAUGUUUAUCCUGUUUUUCAAGUAACACUGGUGGGACUACGAAAAAGGCUGUCAUGGAUGCUAUAUUCUUGAUUGGUUAUUGUGCUGGUAUGGUCAUUGGCCCACAAACAUUUAUUGAAUCUCAAGCUCCCAACUACAUUGGUGGAAAGAUUGCGAUCGUGGUCUCUUACACGACAAGUUUAGUCUUCUUGUUACUUAUCUGGUGGGAGUACGACCACAGAAAUCGUAAGAACUCUAAGAAUCUUAAAGAACAUCCGGAGAUAGAAGAAAAAGCGCGCUUGAUCGAAAACAUUGAAUUUGCCGACUUAACUGACAAGGAGAAUCCGCUUUUCCACUAUUCUACCUAG